GUUGGGCCGAAUAUGCGGCUCAGAACCACGCUAUCGAAUGCCACGUCGGAUCCUAUGGGAUUAGAUUUAUUCGAAGUUUUGCCUAUCCCUAUGCCGUUUGAGUCGAUGAAACUGCUUCACCAUGGAACUCACUUUCGUCUUUUGACAACGACUGUCGUGGCUAAAAAUCCUAAUGCUAGCCUUGCUGGGUUUGUCACGCACAAUGCAGCCACAUUCAGGUCCUUCUUACUCAUAGCCGGUAUACAUCAUGUCUGGGCCGGUGGUUCGCUCCAAGCAAUCGAAGAGACCAUGCUUCAUCACAAGCUCGAAGCAAUCCGUGUUGUCAAUGGCAUGAUUGGCGAUCCUCUGCUGAGCCAAAGUGAUACAUGUAUAUCGGCUAUGGUCGGCCUGGCCAUGGUUGAGGCUGCCUUGGGCGAUAAAAAGGCUGCAGAGGCUCAUUUAAAAGCUUUAGCCCGGCUGUACGAUGAUCGACAUUCGGACCAGGACAGGUACAGGCUGUUCGGACUGCUUGAAAGACUUGUUCUGUUGGCAGCCAGCCUAGUUGCAGCAUCUAAAGACGGAAACGACAACGAGUCUCAUUAUUUUGUUAACGAGCCGCGCGAGAGUCUGGAGCGGGCUUACCAUUUCACACGACCAACACGGCCUGUGUUCAGCGCUGUUCCUUUUCUUAGUCUACAUCUAUCACCCUUCUAUUACUCAACUCCACCGGACAUUGAAGCUUGCAAUGCUGAUGCCGAAUGUGAGAUUAUCGCAACGACCUUGCGCCGAUUGUCUAAGUCUGUUCCAAAUGAGGGUACUCAAGGUGGGGAGGAAGAGGAUAUAGCAUCGCUUAAUCAACAAAAGAUCCGAGAGACUCUUCGAGAAGAUGCAGAAUCAUACAUUGUCUCAUUACUUUUCAAACCUUCUAGACCCGCACGAGGCGAUAGAAGCGACCACGGCCAAGGUCAGGCGCGGGGUUCGAGACCCAGCUCGCAGCUUCGGCGAGACGAUUUAGAGGAUAUGGACGACCAGUAUGUCAGCUUUUUAGAGUAUCCCUUCGCAAAUCUCCCGCCUGUCAUCUUCCCAUCUACCUCGCGAGCUUGGGCGUGCGCUGCAUACUUCUAUCUUCAUUUGGUUGUAGAUUGCCUCCCGCAGCAGCAAGAUCGUGCUCAAGAGGCAAUGAAUAUGGACAAACAUCUGUGGCGUUGGUUGAUCAGCAGUUUGCGCCAAGAUCUCGUUCACACAGAAGAAGCGAUGCGCGUCGGAGCACACAGCUCAGAGUUAUGGCUAUGGAAAGCCAUGCUUGGCGCUUAUGCAAUGACCAAGAGUCCACUGGAAGCAACCGAUGAAGCGAGUAGUAGCGAUGAAGACGAGAGUGAUGACCAAAACAUCCCCCGCUUAACGAACAGGAUGGUGAUUAGCCCGGGGGCACGAUCAAGUGGACGAUCAAGCCAGGCGUCUUCUUCAAGUAACAGAGCAGACAUGCAGUGGUUUACUUCAAAGCUGCGGUUAUGGAGCACUGUAAUACGCAUAACGUCAUGGGAUGGCGCAAAAAGGGCUCUGAGUCGCAUCGCAUGGCCUGAGAAUUUUCGCGACGAGCACCACUUGGCUGAUCUGUGGGAUGAAGCUAUGGAAUCAGCGGAUCUAGAGUAUUGAAGUUCGAGAAAGUUGCUCGCUGCUGAGGGAUUUAGUAUUUUUGGCAUUGGCAAAUCCGUAUAACCACCCAGACUGAGUGGGCUUUGAGAUCUGGCGCGAACAAGUCCUCUGUCGAGCAUCUGGAAAAGAAUAAGUGUCAACAGCACCAUUGUACAUGAGCAAGGAGUUUUAUAGG
Molecule: messenger RNA, 1810 nt
Organism: Trichoderma asperellum CBS 433.97
Lineage: Eukaryota; Fungi; Ascomycota; Sordariomycetes; Hypocreales; Hypocreaceae
Biological process (GO): regulation of transcription by RNA polymerase II
Molecular function (GO): zinc ion binding; DNA-binding transcription activator activity, RNA polymerase II-specific
Source: RefSeq, a predicted model, not a curated record